CAUUGUGUAUGCUUCUUGUAGCUCUUAAGACUAUUUAUACCCAGGGGGACAUUUUGUGUUUGUAUGAGUAGGGAUGAACCCUACUUUGUGGGUUCUCCAUGCUUUCUGUGGGUUCUCCCUUAUGUUCUGUGAAUAUGAGAGGAAAGCAAGGAAGGUAACAAUGGAGUCAAGGACGAGAAAGAGGAGAAGCAAGGUGGGCCCUAUAACAUAGCCUCUGAGAAUGGCAGGUGCCCAGAUAUUGUGCUGGGGAAUAUGCUUGUUUCAUUGCGUUAGUUAGUUCUCAGUGGACCAGAGCAGAGGACAAGAACGGAAGCCGUGACACCCACCCUACCAUAAGUUUGGGCUUCCUCCAAAAUCAUUUCCUUUCUUUGUGUGGAUGCAGUGGGCUGGAUAGAGAGGAUAAGUAGGCUGCAGGAAGCUCCCUCCACACCCUAGAGCCUGAGGUGGCCCUGAACGAAUGGUCAUUGCUGGGUCUUUUGCCUCUGCCCUUGGUCAGAUCUGCCUUCAGUUCCAUGGGAGGCUUUGAGGGUCAUCUGUUCCCGGGGCUAUCUUUCUUCUUCUAUGGUCUUUAUCAUGCACGACUGUUCUCCAGGGCCUCGAUAUGCAACUACCCUGUCCAGUAUCCACCAACCCGUCCCUGGAGCAAGGGAAGAUGGGCCAAGCUGCAGCAAAUAUACUAUGUUGGAUUGCUGAAGAUGUUGAGCGCCUGUGUUUUAGUAGCUCAAGAGCUGCAUAAUGUUCCUGGAGAGUUUGUACUUAUCACCAGGCUAUUUCACCAGAGAAACUUUAUAUACCACAAAGAGUGGCAGCAUCUCACUCUAUACAUGAGCUUCUUCCUGAGCGGUUGUGUGGAUGCGGUAAGCCAGAACCUGCUGCCCCAGCGAUGUGCUGCUCUGGAGCAAGGUGCACAAGCGCUGGCCUUUUUUAUGUGUCUGCCCUUGAUGGUGUCUCAUAUUCAGGACACAGAAGGCGUAGAGCUUCAGGCUCACAUCCUGCUCAUCCAGGCUAUGUUCCUGCUGAUGCUGGUGGUGACCGCUGAGCUGUGGGCUCCCAAUAUGCCUCAGAUCUGGGUGAUGAAGGCCUUUUUACAUAUGGUGGUAGGCUCUUGGCUGAUUCAUAUAGGCUUUAUGCUGUUCAAACCAAUCUCUGGCUAUAAAUGGAUGGAUGAUGACAAAAAUGACAUUAUGUUUGUCACCACCUUCUUCUGCUGGCACGUGGCCUUUGCUGCCGUUUUGAUGACCUGGAUCUAUGGCUUCUCCUUUGUGUGGUAUUGUUACAUUUGUUGAUGCCUGAACCAGCCCCAGCUGGCUCUCACCUGCACACUCUGGGACAUCUGGAAGAGAAGCUGUGAAAGGUGGAGCUGUCAAGGUGAUCAGGCCUCCUCCUUUCAGAGGACCUACCUGAGGCAGCUGACUCUGCUGGGGCAGGGCAUACCCGUUACUAACCUCUCGCUUUUCUUGAUCUUAUUUGCUGAGCAGCAUGCGAAAGACGGGUAAAUUAAACAAGACAGGCACAUCAGUAUGAUCUUCAUUCUUGAUCCCCCAAGUAUUUCCC
Loxodonta africana (African savanna elephant) is the source of this 1554-nucleotide messenger RNA. Its product is annotated as transmembrane epididymal protein 1-like. The record is from RefSeq and is a predicted model, not a curated record. Bases 513 to 1286 code for a protein of 257 amino acids. The transcript has a single exon. Lineage: Eukaryota; Metazoa; Chordata; Mammalia; Proboscidea; Elephantidae.